GAUCUGGCCUGCUGGCGCUCAAGAAGCUCGGCGCGGCCGACGAGGGCAUGCCCCUCCGCCGCCGGCUCCUGGACUUCAAGGGCCACCUCCACGAGGGCGACUUCGGCCGCCGGGAGCCGCCCAAGGACACGUGGGAGGAGGGACUCAUCGGCACCCGCGACGACAUCGUCCUGGGCCUGCAGGAGCACGUGGCGCAGUGUCGGAGCCAGUGGCCAGGCAGCAUAAGCAUCGUGCACGGCGUCGAUGUCACCGGCGUGGACCUCAAAGGGUGGGAGCCGCCCGCAGACGACGACGUCGACG
Prorocentrum cordatum is the source of this 300-nucleotide messenger RNA. NCBI's taxonomy places the organism in Eukaryota, Dinophyceae, Prorocentrales, Prorocentraceae. The record is from the annotation of a GenBank genome assembly.